Messenger RNA from Acanthaster planci (crown-of-thorns starfish), 4017 nucleotides. RefSeq names its product peroxisome proliferator-activated receptor delta-like. Gene Ontology annotation, molecular function: zinc ion binding; nuclear receptor activity; RNA polymerase II cis-regulatory region sequence-specific DNA binding. Gene Ontology annotation, biological process: negative regulation of transcription by RNA polymerase II; hormone-mediated signaling pathway; regulation of lipid metabolic process. Lineage: Eukaryota; Metazoa; Echinodermata; Asteroidea; Valvatida; Acanthasteridae. The record is from RefSeq and is a predicted model, not a curated record.
GAACGCGGAGCAUGCAUAUGGAAGACAAACCGUACCGGAGAACAGACAUUUCGAUGAAGAGUGAGUUCCGUGUGUGCACGACAAAUGUGUGUGAGCAUCCUUUUUAAAAGCUCCAUGGUGGUGUGAGGGAGACUGGUGUGAUUUUCUUGUGCUCUGCAGGGCCGGAUUUCCAUAGACGUCGGUCUCUGUGAGUGUGAACGCACAUGCAUGCAGGCUCUCGCUAGACCGUUUCAAGAUUUGCGUUGAACACCAUGGAAAGCAGCGCCACCUCCACUACAAAUGGCCAUGAUCCAGGCAGACAUUUUGCUCUGGACAAUAUGGACCUGCCGCUGAAGUGUCGUAUCUGCGGUGACAAGGCGUCGGGCUUCCAUUAUGGCGUCCACUCCUGUGAAGGUUGUAAGGGUUUCUUCCGUCGCACUCACCGCAUGAAGCUGCAGUACAAGCCCUGUCCGUACUCCAAGGCGAGGCCCUGCAAAAUCAGCUUGUCCACCCGCAACAAGUGCCAGUACUGUCGAUUCCAGAAGUGCAUUGCCGUUGGCAUGUCACACGAUGCCUCCAGGUUUGGCCGCAUGCCACGUGAAGAGCGGCUGCGACUCCUUGAGGAGCUGAACCAGGAGGAGCAUGAGGCCAGCGAGGAGGACAAGAGGCGGGCGGAGCUGCGGGCGCUGACCGAGAGGAUCCACCAGGCCUACAAGGACAUCUGGGCGUUGAGCUUCCACCCGACGCUGGAGGCCAGGACCAACAAGCUCAUGGAGGAACGACUCGGCAUCAUCGAGGAGGCAAAUGUGAACAUCGACUCCAGGCCCAUGCGGGAGCUGACAGAUAUCAACGACAUUGCCGCCUUCCUGCGUAACGCCCUGCAGACGGCCAUCGAGAGCCUGGCCCAGUUUGCCAAGCGGCUGCCCGAGUUCCGCUCACUGGACAUUAACGACCAAGUCUCGCUGCUCAAGCAUGCCGGCUUCGAGAUUGCCAUGAUCGCUACGGCCUCCCGCUACAUGGCCGACGGGCUCUGGUUCCCCUCGGGCGGUGUCUACUUCAAGAAGCGACUCCUGGAGGGGCUGGACACCAUGUUCUUUGAGGACAAGUUCCGGUUCUUCGAGAAGAUGAAGAAGCUGAACCUGACGGAGAAGGAGCUGGCAUUGUUCUGCGUGCUGGCUUUGGCGGCACCAGACCGUGAUGACCUGACCCAGCGCGAGCAAGUGGAGAAGUUCCAGGAGGUCAUCCUGGAGGCCCUGGAGUGGGAGGUGCAGCAGAAUCACCACGGCAACCCACUGGUGCUGCCCCGCCUCCUGUCCCGGCUGGUCGACCUGCGGCAGCUCAAGCUGGAGCACGUCCAGCAGAUCCAGCAGCUGAUGUUGCUGGACGACCCCCGCUACAACGGGCCCACCCCGCUCAUGAUGGAGGUCUACGGGUUAUGAUAGCCUCCGUACCAGGAGGUCUGCUGGUCAUGGUAGCCUCUAUACCAGGACAUGUACGGGUUAUGAUAGCCUCCGUACCAGGAGGUCUGCUGGUCAUGGUAGCCUCUAUACCAGGACAUCUACGGGUUAUGAUAACCUCUGAACCAUGUUUACACCGUGCGCAUUGCACAUUACAUUUUGUACAUGCAUAUCUAUUAGGGUCCUUUUUUUCCCCUCCAACUUCGGGCUGAUGUGGGGCAAUCCUGUACAGCUGUUUGUUAGAAUUUAUUCCAGGGAAUCAGGUUAGGAGUGAUUCAAAACCCAGGAAUCGGAAUCAUCAUUUCUCCUCUGUGACUCAUUUUUCUAAGGCUGGAUCACAAAAGGUUUAAUGUCAGGUUACCCUACGGAGUAUUUCCAUUUGGUUCUCACAGCAAAGCUUUGAAAGCGAUUGUGAAAUUGGAGAUGAAGCAAGGGAUUGAUAUGAAACUGAAACAGGGUCCAGCUGUUUUCCCUUCCCCUUCAUUGCAAUUUGGUUUCAUUUUUGAAGCCCACAGGAUUUAACUUUCGUUUUAUUGACCCUGACCCACCGACCCUUCAAAGUCCACUGCAGAGCUGUAACCCUGUCCAUCACAAAUCGGCCGCCAGUCAGAUCGCAAAUUUGCAAGUGUCAAAGUGGUGCAGAGAAACGCCUUUGUCACACUGACUUUGCUUGUGACUUCCAUGUAACCUGGGAGUUGUGACUUUCAAUCGAUUUGUGAUUGACUUAUGACGGCUUGCAGUGACUUGUGAUAGUUUGUGAUGGUUUGUGAUAAUCUGUGAUGGCUGAAUUACAACUCUGAUGCAACAUAUCCAUAGCCAUUUACAAUCCAAUACGACUGGUGUGGAAAACUUUGGUGAUUGGUUUGUGAUUAUUCACUGGGUAGCCCAUGCAAGGGGGGCGGAGCAACAACACUUUGUAGGCGUACAACAAAGUUGAUUUGUACUUAGUGAUUGAUAUUAAGUUGCAAAGACCAAUAGUUUGGUUGAAUAAAUUUGAUAAGCCGACCAGUACUGACUACCAGCUGAAAAGGCAUAUUGUGUGGAAGUUUAACUAGUCACCAAUCAGUGUGCUAAACCAAAGAUAACGGCUUAGCAUUCAUGCUUAGCUGAUCAUUACCAAUUUUUUUAUAUGCGCCAGUUUUAAUGUUCAAGGCAUUUUUAUUACGACAGCUUUGUUAUUACAUUGAGAAGAAUAUUGUUCAGUCUUCAGACUCCUAUUCACUUUUAUGCCACAUAUUUGCUGACUUUCACAUUUUUUUGUUAGUUCGCAGGGUGUUAUUUAAUAUUUAUUGAUAGGUGCUGAAGACAGGAUAUGAACAAGGUCUUCACAUUAUGUUGCAAGAAGGUCCGCACAUGUGGAAGGUUAGAACGUGCAUGUAUGUAAUAGACCUCUCUCAAAUGACGUCACUUCCUCCAGAUUACCACACACAUUGGCAUUCAGACUUCAAGUUUUCGUGACGCACAUCAGUUGUGUUGAGUUUUGAAGAUAUAUGGACUUACAGAACAUCUGCACGCUGCACGCACAUGCACCCGUUGGUGUUGUAUACAGAGUUUUCGUUUUCCUACAAAGAUGAUGUCCGAGAGAGGAUUUAUUUUGCGAUUUUGACAUUUUGGAAUGAAGUCAAGUGGCAUAUCCCGUAAUGACCAAAUGCCCCAACUCAGGAAAACAACUCUAGUACUUGAAGAAACAUCUGUGACUCUGUGAAUCAAAAGAGUGGUGGAAAAUUACUUUCUCAUUUGUAUUAUUCCAAAGCUGGAAGAAAGGAUUAGGUGGUUUUGUUACGGCCCAAUUGUAGUACUGGUCCCGACUACUGUUGGAUAAUCCCAACUGAAAUGCUGAUGUUGGACAAGCCAAUCAACACUUCAUUUGGGAUCCCCCCAACCACAGUUGGGAUCCACUGCCGUAGUUGGGGCAAAAUGCCAUCCUUCAGGUAAACCGUUGUGUACGUUUACAUCAGGUUUCUUUGUUACAAGACGUGGUAAGAAUGACGUCAAACAAAUUCUGCGUGUGAGACCAAAGUGUGUAUUUUAGAAUGAUUUUUUCCCCAAUUUUUUAUUACAAAACUGAACUUUUUAAUCACAGUUUAUAUUUACAGCAUUUAUUGUAUAUUUCAUUUACUUUAUGUAGAUACAAGAGAAGUUGCAACAAAAACAUAUUUUUCUAUAAAUGUAGCCUCUUCCAGUGAAGAAAGUCUUUAAUCGUGCCUUGUGAAUAAAGUUUGACAACAUUAUCGUAAGGUAAUAAAGUCAAUUAGUCACAUGUCACUUUUUAAGGUAAUACUGAGUUAAUAUAUGCGGUAAAUAAAAUAAGGCAUAAACUUUCAAGUAACAUGCAAGCAUGUUGUCUAAACUUUCAGCUCAAAAUAUUAACAGUAAGAUACACAACUUGGCAUCGGACACAACAGUUAAUGCAGUAAGAAACGAAGUGGCAGAUUAAACUGAUUUUUCUCUUUCAGAAUCUAUCAGAUGACAAUUACAACAUGGCAUUAUUGGCAAUGCUCAAUGUAUACAUCCGUGGUAGACCUCAGUUUUUUUUUGACAUGAAACUUGGAGAUGUUUUGUAACCAAAGCUAAUAUAGGG